Chaetomium globosum CBS 148.51 is the source of this 978-nucleotide messenger RNA. RefSeq lists its product as uncharacterized. Bases 1 to 978 code for a protein of 325 amino acids. Lineage: Eukaryota; Fungi; Ascomycota; Sordariomycetes; Sordariales; Chaetomiaceae. The record is from RefSeq and is a predicted model, not a curated record. The transcript has 3 exons.
AUGUCGUCCACAUCCGUUCUUACACCCGAAGAGAAGGAACACUUCCUCACCCACGGGUGGGUCAAGAUCUCCAAUGCCUUCACGCAGGAACAAGCCGACAAGGUCAACGCCAAUGUAUGGACCCGCCUGGGCAUGGACCCCAACGACCAGUCCACAUGGACACGCCUGCGCACCAACAUGCCCGGCCACAACAAGUUUGACCCCGCCGACUUUGCGCCGCGCGCCUGGGCUGCCAUCUGCGAGCUUUGCGGUGGCGAGGACCGCGUCGACCCGGCCUCGAGGGAAUGGCGUGACUCGCUGAUUGUCAACCUGGGCGACGAGAAGCACGGCGGCAAGCCAGUCCCGCCACAGGAACUGCCCGAGUGGCAUGUGGACGGCGAUUUCUUCGUCCACUACCUCGACAGCCGCGAGCAAGCGCUGUUGGUAACGCCACUGUUCACCGACAUCGUCUCCAACGGCGGGGCGACGAUGAUCUGCCCAGAGGCGAUCCCCAAGAUCGCCAAGCACCUAUACGAGCACCCGGAGGGCGUGUCGCCGCGCAUGGUGCCGCGCGGGGAGGAAGGGUUCCAGGUGGGCCAGCACAAGGACCUGAGCUUCUUCUGCAACGUGGCCAAGAGCUGCGACAACUUCGUCGAGGCCACGGGCAAGGUCGGCGACGUCUACCUGAUGCACCCGCUCAUGCUGCACGCGCCCUCAAGUAACGCCCUGCGCAAGGUGCGCAUCAUCAUCAACCCGGCCGUAUCGCUCAAGGAGGAGCACUGCUUCGACCGCGCGGAUGGGAACUACAGCCUGGUCGAGCAAUUCACCCUGCGCGCGCUGGGCAAGGAGAGGCUGAGUGGGUGGAAGGCCACGGGGCCGAGGGAGACGGUCGUCCCGGCGCGGCUGCAGGUGCAGGAGAAGAUGAGGCAGGAGGAGCUGAAGAGAUUGGCCGAGUUGAAGGCGAAGGAGGAACAGAAAACCGUCAGCGCGACGGCUUAA